This is a messenger RNA of Porites lobata, 2175 nucleotides long. Lineage: Eukaryota; Metazoa; Cnidaria; Anthozoa; Scleractinia; Poritidae. The record is from the annotation of a GenBank genome assembly.
AUGGCAAAAAAGUCCCAGAUCGACGAGAAAAAGUCCCAGAUAAUUUCUCGACGAAAAUCCUUUGUUUUCUGCGACGAUCACGGAAUAUUUCGGACUCAUGAGAUUAACACAUCUCUUCCGAGCAUCUUUGGACCGUUUCAACUGAUAGCAACGAAAUGUGGCGGGCAUGUUUUCGCAAAAACACUGGUAAGUUAACAGGACCUGAACAAUCGAUGAAAAUCGAUCAUCGGAAAAUCAAUCGAUCAAUCGAUGACAAUCGAUUAAUUACUGUUGAUUAGCAUCGAUUGGCAUCGGCCAAUCGAUGAUCAAUCGAUAAUCACACCUAGGUGGUCGCGAACUUCAUCGAUUACCAUCGAUUGGCACUAAAUUCAUCUCUCCGCAUCUUCAGGUAUCGCGGGAGUGUACGCAGAUCGUAUAUUAUUUUUAAAGCUCAGUAUUAAAGUUUGAGAAUUGUUCAUCGAUGUGGCUCGGUGAAAAACAGCACAAAAAAUAAAGACAAUCAACAUGUCUCGUUGUCAGUAGUACAAACUUGAUCGAUUUAGUUUCGAGUCCAUUGCAAAGAUUCAACUGACCUGGGACGCAGAAAUGUCACGUAUAACAGAAAAUGUGUGCAUUAAAUUGAACAUAUUUUAUGAAUACUUAGCUAAACUGUUGGCUCCAAACGUUACAUCACGCUGUUUCGUUGAAGCAUAACAGUGGGGUUUGUUUUUCUUACACACAAAUCCGUAUUACGUUUCUAUGAAUUUUAAACUCGCGCGAAACGAAACAAGUUUUCUGCCACCAAUCAGAAGCCAGAACAGCGGGGACCGUUUUGAACUGGUCUGGUAAGCCAUUGUCCCCAGGGGCUCUUCUCGCCGUUCUUUACUUUUCUUCGUGCCAUAUUUUUCCGCCCGUUUAGACUUUCCCUCGCCCCCACUAUCUGCCCCUGGGUCUCCGAGGAUGGAAACGUGUGGGCAAAUAAAAAGUUACGCAUUGCUACUCGCUAGUUUUUACUCAAAUGAAAAGCAAUGAUAUCAAAAUGUGUAACUUUAUUAGUACUCGAUGAAAUUGACAAUUGAAAUGUUUGAAUGAAUAGGUAAUCGAUUGAUAUUGCAUUUUGAUAACAAUCUAUUAUGUUAAUUGAUCGAUUCCCAUCGAUUAUCGAUUGAUAUUGAUAAUCGAUGAUAAUCAAUAAUCACAAAAAUUUUCGUGAUCGAUUGUCCAUCGAUUACCAAUAUCAAUCGAUUAAUUGAUAUCGAUUGUCAUCGAUUGUUAUCGAUUGCCAUCGAUUAUCGAUUUCAUCGAUUGUUCAGGUCCUGAAGUUAAGCAUAUCGUUUACAGUCUUGUUCGCUACACGAAGCUAGAAAAAAGUUUCUUCGUAGUUGGGCAUGGGACUAUCACUGUACACUGUAUGUACACUAGUAUCAAAGGCUUCAUUUUCAUUGAACAAAAUGGGCGUUGAUUUCCUAGUUACAGGGCUAUAGUGGGCUUAUUUUGCCUUUGUUGUUCGAAUUGUUGGUAGAAAAAAUCACGAGAAUCAUUUACGGUAAAAGCGAAAAAAAAAAAAAAAAAAAAAAAACACUACAUACCAUUUUCAGCUGUUUGAAUAUGCUUUUUGCCCUUUAUAAUAACUUAGUAUCUUGAACUUGUACCUUGCAGCUCCCAGUUCAUGCAGAACAUUCUAAUAGUCUAUUUUGAAAAUAGCACCAGUAACUCAUGUAAUAUUCGGGUGUCUUAGUUUUACCUGAUUUUUAAUGAUAUGAUUAUCAUUCUGUCCUUUAUAUGAUUGCGACUUAGAGCGAUUUUACUUGACCCAUGAAUCAUUUAAUAACAACUAUUGCAAAAUAUAGCUACAAAUAAACAAAAGAAGACAAUAGAAUAAUUGCAUGAUAGUGCUUAGUAUUCUACUUCCUGUUUCAUGCGUUAAGUAAAAUCACUCUGAAGGAGUUUGCAAUUUUAGAGAUGGGAAAAUUUUGGAUAAUUGACACUUAAUCUUAAUUUACCUGCCUGACAGGCAUAAUUUCUGAGCAAGGUAUUGUACAUCAAAUGUUUAGUUUUUUAUUAUAUAUUAUUGUCUAUUUUUUUACCUUCCUUUACAUUAAUUUUCAGAAAGUUUUGAAGGGGAUGAAAGGAGAGUAUGUAAUAGAUGACACUGGGGAUGCGAAGGAUACAGGAACAAAAGGAAAAUGUAAUUAA